UCGUCUGUUCUAAAGGGGCAGCAAAUCCUCUCGGUGACCCAGCAACAUGGACACAAGCUGAUGCUCCAAUGGCCCAACUUGCCCUCAGCUGGCAUCGCAGGCCACACGGGGACAUGUGUCCAGGCGUCCCAGCCAAACCGGGAGUCGUGGUUGGGAGUGUUUUAUUCCUGGUACUGAGCAGUAAUCCUGUAUGGGGUAAUUAUACCUUAAAGAUAAAUGAGACUAGUUCCAACAGCACUACGGGGCCGAACAUUGCAGCCAUCGUGGCCCCGACGGUCACCCUGGGCGUUCUGGCCAUAGUGGUGGCCGUUCUCGGCUGGUUGUUCUGUGUGGUGAAAAAGAAGAGGCAGACUGAAGGGACCUACAGACCCAGCGCCGAGGAACAGUCUGGCGCUCGCAGCGUGGCUGCACCGGACGCUUUGACGCUACCAAAGGAGGAAAGACUCAUCUGAGGGUUGUGCUGAAACAAGACGCAAACACGUAGCUCUCACCUUUGACGUGAAAAGUCGAAGCAAAGUUCUUCAAAAUGCAAGA
This is a messenger RNA of Nematolebias whitei (Rio pearlfish), 534 nucleotides long. It is a transcript of the gene crb3a, whose product is annotated as crumbs homolog 3a. The coding region runs from base 69 to 452 and encodes 127 amino acids. The record is from RefSeq and is a predicted model, not a curated record. Lineage: Eukaryota; Metazoa; Chordata; Actinopteri; Cyprinodontiformes; Rivulidae. The transcript has 3 exons.